Molecule: messenger RNA, 1950 nt
Organism: Brachypodium distachyon (stiff brome)
Lineage: Eukaryota; Viridiplantae; Streptophyta; Magnoliopsida; Poales; Poaceae
Product: mitochondrial-processing peptidase subunit alpha-like
Exons: 13
Coding region: 165-1661 (498 amino acids)
Biological process (GO): proteolysis
Cellular component (GO): mitochondrion
Molecular function (GO): metal ion binding; metalloendopeptidase activity
Source: RefSeq, a predicted model, not a curated record
CAACUCUCGUGGGGUUCGCCGUUCGCCCCAGCCAUCCGGCGACAGGCUCAACUGCCGAACAGCCCACCGCACGGCGUGCACAACCUCUCACCUCCCCGGCGGCUCCCCUGAUCUCCCUCCCGUUCGUCGCUCGCCGUCCUCCGAGCCCCCGGCCCGCGGCAGCUAUGUACCGUAUCGGGAGCCACCUCCGCUCUCUCAAGCAACAUGGUUCUAGUAGGCUAGCUAGUACAAGUGUUGCGAAGCAGUCUCCCGGUGGUUUGUUUGGUUGGCUUCUGGGGGGGAAGUCAACCCAGAUUCCUCCUCUUGAUAUCCCUCUCCCAGGCAUCACAUUUCCUCCGCCACUACCAGACUUUAUAGAGCCAGCUAAGACAAUAGUCACCACUCUUCCGAAUGGCAUCAAAAUUGCUUCUGAAACGUCAAUGAGUCCAGCUGCAUCAGUGGGACUGUAUGUUGAUUGUGGUUCUAUAUAUGAAACACCUAAUUCAUCUGGAGCAUCACAUCUAUUGGAGAGAAUGGCAUUCAAGAGCACCACAAACAGGAGUCAUUUGCGUCUAGUACGUGAGGUAGAAUCCAUUGGCGGGAAUAUCUCUGCUUCAGCUUCUCGUGAACAAAUGUGCUACACCUAUGAUGCAUUCAAGGCCUAUGUACCCGAUAUGGUUGAAGUGCUUAUUGACAGUGUGAGGAACCCAGCAUUUUUUGAUUGGGAGGUUCAAGAGCAGUUGCAGAAGAUCAAAGCUGAAAUAGCUGAAGCUUCUGAUAAUCCUCAAGGCUUACUUUUAGAGGCACUCCAUUCUGCUGGCUAUUCUGGUGCAUUGGCAAAGCCCCUCAUGGCACCAGAAUCUGCUAUACAUAGACUGAACAGUAGCAUCCUUGAGGAAUUCAUUGCUGAAAAUUUCACAGCUCCCAGGAUGGUCCUAGCGGCAUCUGGAGUCGAGCAUGAUGUCUUAGUUUCAAUUGCCGAGCCACUUCUGUCCGAUCUUCCUGGUGUGAAGCGUCCUGAAGAGCCAAAAUCAGUUUAUGUGGGAGGUGACUAUCGUUGUCAAGCAGACUCUCCAAACACACAUGUUGCUCUUGCUUUCGAAGUACCAGGUGGAUGGUAUGAAGAGAAAACAGCUAUUAUUGUUACAGUGCUUCAGAUGCUCAUGGGGGGAGGAGGUUCUUUUUCGGCUGGUGGUCCUGGGAAGGGCAUGCAUUCUAGAUUAUAUCUACGGAUAUUAAACCACUACCAGCAGAUUGAGUCAUUCUCCGCGUUCACCAGUAUCUACAACCAUUCUGGUCUUUUUGGAAUUCAUGCAACAACUAGCCCAGAUUUUGCCUCCAAGGCUGUUGAUUUGGCAGCAGGAGAACUUCUUGAAGUUGCCACUCCUGGAAAUGUUACACAAGAGCAGCUUGAUCGAGCUAAACAGGCAACUAAAUCUGCGGUUUUGAUGAACUUGGAAUCAAGAGCUGUAGCAUCUGAAGACAUGGGGAGGCAGAUUUUGACUUAUGGGGAAAGGAAACCCAUAGAGCAUUUCUUGAAAGAUCUUGAAGCAAUCACUUUGAAUGACAUUUCUUCAACUGCCAACAAUAUUAUCUCUUCACCCCUUACAAUGGCAUCAUGGGGUGAUGUUAUUCAUGUCCCGAGCUAUGAGUCUGUUAGCCGGAAGUUUCACUCAAAGUGAGCAAGCCUAUUGCGUAGUGCCUGCAUGUCAUGCUCCAACCACACAACUGCACAAGGUGCACAUGUGUAACUCUUCAUAUACCUAAUUUUCUUGAUAUUUACAAGCGAGAUAACAGUCACAUGGCUGUGGUACUGGCUGUCUUUUUUAGUUCCUUUUUCUCUUUUUCUAGCCAUCUUGUUUGUUUGUAUUGUGCUGAGCAAUAAGUAGAGCUGAGCUGUUUCAGGUAGAUUUAUAAAGCAGAAACAAAUAAACAUUUUUAAACCAUUUCCAUGAUAUUUUGUUUGACAAA